Molecule: messenger RNA, 1128 nt
Organism: Pseudogymnoascus destructans
Lineage: Eukaryota; Fungi; Ascomycota; Leotiomycetes; Thelebolales; Thelebolaceae
Gene: YVH1
Product: tyrosine protein phosphatase yvh1
Exons: 3
Coding region: 1-1128 (375 amino acids)
Biological process (GO): protein dephosphorylation
Cellular component (GO): nucleus
Molecular function (GO): protein tyrosine/serine/threonine phosphatase activity
Source: RefSeq, a predicted model, not a curated record
AUGAAAGGCAUAGGGGAUGUAGAGCUCGCCAACGUGAGAGAGAAACAAAGACUAGAGGAAGUAAACAAGGCUAUGGAAAUGUCUAUUGCAAAGGUUCCUGGUGAUGAGAAGAUUUACGUCAGUGGAGUAUUUGCCCUCCGGCGGCCUCAAACACUCAAAGAGGCGGGCAUAACACACAUCGUCUCUGCGCUGCGGUUUAACUACAAGGAGACGAAAGGAUGGGAGAACUACACGCACUGCAAUGUCCAAAUCGACGAUAUGGACGAUGAGAACCUGAUCGAGCAUUUCCCGACGGUUGUCCAGUUUAUCAAAGAUGCGCUGGCAGGAGGCGGUGGUGUUCUGAUCCACUGCGCAAUGGGCAAAUCCCGCUCCGUAACCCUCGCCAUCGCCUACCUCCUCGCCACCCGCCCCUCCCUAACCCCCUACACAGCACUCUCCCUAAUCCGCCAAACCCGCCCCCACGCGGACCCCAACUCGGGCUUCAUGACGCAACUCGACCUCUGGAGGCGCUGCGGCUGCACCCCUGACCUUGAGUCCAGCCCUAUCUACCAGCGCUGGCUUUACGCCGCUGAAGUCGAGCUGAGCACCGCUAUCGGCCGCGCCCCGGACCGUCUGCGCUUCGAGGACGAGGAGAAAGUCAAGGCUGGAGUUACGGAAAGUUCUGAUGCGACGAAGGCGAUGCGCUGUAGGAGAUGCAGGACUUUGCUCGCGAAGGAUGAGUAUAUCGUUGAGCAUGACCCCAAGGCCCCCAAAGAGGAAGACAGCAUUUCCUCCACUGUAGCUCUUCCGCUCCCCAAUCCCGACGCCGCUGCGGCGUCGUCGAGCAGUGUGGCUUGUGGCCACUUCUUCCUGCAGGCGCUGUCGUGGAUGCGACUCGCGCUCGAGACGGGCGAGUUGGAAGGCCGCCUGCCGUGCCCGAAUCUGAAGUGCGAGGCGCUGGUGGGGAGGUGGAAUUGGAAGGGUUUGAAGUGUAGUUGUGGGGUGUGGGUUACGCCGGCAUUUGCGGUGCAGAAGGGACGUGUAGAUUUGUUGAGUCCGGCGGUGGAAAGAGGGAGAGGUGCACAGGCGGCUGGCGUCAGGAUGCCGCCGGGGAUGAGGGUGCCCCCGCCCAGGGGCGGGAAUUUAUAG